Molecule: messenger RNA, 1539 nt
Organism: Leptonychotes weddellii (Weddell seal)
Lineage: Eukaryota; Metazoa; Chordata; Mammalia; Carnivora; Phocidae
Source: RefSeq, a predicted model, not a curated record
GUGUGGGCCCUGGGGUCAGAUGUAUGGGCCCUGAGUGGGGUUAGAAUCCAGGACUCUUGGGUCAGGGUUCUAUCUGGAAACCCCUUAGGUGGGAUGAAUGGGGUGAGCCUAGGUUCAGCUAACUGGCCUGCUCGGGAGGAAGGAGUUAAAUGGUACUGCUGUCACCUGAGCUGGGCAUCAGGUUACCUGUGUCCAGGUUCUGCUUGUUAGAAGGUAGAGCUGAGCCUGCUCCUGGGCCUCUGGCUGCCCAGGAGCCAGGGAAAGGGCUCUCACUGGGGAUCCUCACUGACUCUAUCCCCAGGCUCCCAGCUAUGGCCCUGCCCCCACCUCUGGGCCCUAGACUCCCCUCAGAGCCCCUCAACCACCCCCCUGGAGCCCCUAGGGAACUGGACAUUGUUGGAUGUACCAUCUGCCCUGCAUCUGGAGAGGAGAGAAUCAGACCGGACCAGGCCCAGAAACUGGGGCAAGACGCCUUGGACCUUCCCCAACACUUCCAGGGUGGGUUGAGGGGCACUGAGCCUGCUGCUGGUCCCCUCAGAUUGCCAACACCCUCUUCCAGUGAGGACCCAGCUGGGGGCAAACCGUGUGAGCACCUCAGCUCCGGCCAGGAGGUAUUGGAGGCCGAGCAGGACAGCCUAGCCCUAUGCCUGCUGGGGCUAGGCCUCCGGCUGCAGGACCAAGAGCAAGGCCUGGGGCCCUGGGCAUCAGCCCAGAGCAGGAUGGGCCAGCUGCAGGCCCUCCAGGCAGACCUGCAUGGGGCAGCUGAGCGUGUAGAUGCCCUGCUGGCGUUCAGUGAGGGGCUGGCACAGCGGAGUGGGCCUCGGGCCCAGGCAUCGCUGGAGCAGGUCCUGAGGGCCCUCAGAGCCCACCGAGGCAGCAUCUUUCGGCGACUGUGGUGGCUGGAGGCCCAGCUGGUCAGCUCUAGCCUGGUAUUUGAGGAGGCCAGCCCACUGGAUCAGGACUUGGAAGUCGAGGGGGACUUGGACGGGCCAGGACCUGGUGGGGUCUGGGGGCCCUGGGCACCCAGUAGCUACCCCACUCCCGCAGAGUUGGAAUGGGACCCGGCAGGGGAUGUUGGAGGCCUCAGGCCCUUGGGGCAAAAGACAGCCUGGACACCAGGAGCUCCCUGUGAGCUGUGUGGCCACAGAGGCCCCCAGGGCAGGGGACAAGUUCUCCAAGGACCUCACACCUCUCUUUCCCCACAGGACAUGCUCAUGUCGGGCUUCAACCACCGGAAACACUUGGCAGGUCACCAAAGAUGUUCCCUGCUCCAGAAGUCUCAGGACAAGAAGCAAGCAUCUCCCAAUCUCCAGGACUUGAUGUUGGAGGUAGACCCCGGAGCCCCUCCUCCUGCAUUCGGGCACUCCCUGACCUUCCUCCUCCUCCUCCUCUUCCUUCUCCUGGUGGGUGCCAUGUUGCUCCUGCCACCUUCAGGGAGCUCCUGCUGCUGUCCUGCCCGACUGACCAGGACACCUUACCUGGUGCUCAGCUAUGUCAAUGGUCCCCCCCCAAUCUGAGUAUGUAGCCCAGACAUAUGUA